Vigna angularis (adzuki bean) is the source of this 2179-nucleotide messenger RNA. RefSeq lists its product as uncharacterized. The transcript has 6 exons. Gene Ontology annotation, biological process: mitotic DNA replication checkpoint signaling; mitotic DNA damage checkpoint signaling; nuclear DNA replication. The coding region runs from base 113 to 2017 and encodes 634 amino acids. The record is from RefSeq and is a predicted model, not a curated record. Gene Ontology annotation, cellular component: spliceosomal complex; nucleus. Gene Ontology annotation, molecular function: nucleic acid binding; zinc ion binding. Lineage: Eukaryota; Viridiplantae; Streptophyta; Magnoliopsida; Fabales; Fabaceae.
AAUAUAUAAAACAAGGGUUCAACAAUUUCUUGGGUGUGUUGAGGGUUCCGUUUGUUGCGUUUUCAAUCUUUUCCCCUUACGCCACAUUCUUCUUCUGCUUACGAGCAGGAACAUGGAUGCUCCGGACAAGAAGAAGGCAUUGUCUCGUGUUAGCUUUAGUUUUAAGAAGAAAGGGAAGUACCCUGUAUUCCCCCUAGUGAGGUAUAAUGAACUUCGGCAGCCUGUUUGCCAGGUAUGUGGUGUGGUUAUGUUGGAGCCUAUACGUUCACACCUGGCUUCUCCUGAGCAUCACGAGGAAAUGAAAAAACGGAAUACUAAUACUACUGCAUCGGCUGACCAUAACAAUGCAAAGCCACUUACUGGUACCAACUCUCCCAAGGCUAAUAGAGAACAACCUCAAGAUACAGAACACCAACUGCCAGAAUGUUCACAAAAUGUGCUUCAACAUCAGUCACUGUCGACGCUUCCAAGAGAUUUUUGUGAUGACAGUGGUAAAAUAAGGACAAGAUCUGUUUCAAAAGUAACCGAAAUGAUGGACCCUCCUAAAGAUCAAGAAUACGGGGAAUCCAACAACGGCUGUGUAAAGGUGAAAUCCAAGAUUUCACAUUCCAUCCAUGAAUCAUUUACAUCUUCAAGACGUGGAAGACCACGAAAAACGAAGCCUACCAAGUUCAUAAUCAACCAGACUCCCAAUCCCCCAUCAACACCCCGGAGAUCCAAAAGAAUAAAGCAUGUGGCAGAUAGAAGUGCUGACAAUGUGCCUGAAGCAUCGUCAUCUGAGGAAUUAUUGAAGGACAAACUAAUUGCAUUACUGAAGAGGCGUACUGCAGAGAGUUCCCUAGUCAAUGGCAAAGAGAGUUUCCAAGUAGAUGGCAAAGAGAGUUCCCCAGUAGAUGACAAAGAAGCCUCUUCGGAUAUCGACCCCUUAGUAAUCUACAAAAGAAAAAGACUACCUCGGAAGCGGUAUUAUGGUCAAACGAGCAAGACUACAAAGAAAACUGCUCCCAGAAAGGUUCCAACUGCUGCAAUUACUAGCUCUACUACUGGUUUACCCCCUCAUCAUGAUCCUCCUGCAGCUGCUCCAGUCAAUGUUGAUACUCCUCACGUUGAAAAUACAAAUACUGCUGAGCCAAUAUUCAGUGAAAGACUUGUCGAAGAGGUGGAGAAGGUUAACCCUGCCCCAGCCAAUGCACAAGAGCAGGUUGCUUCCAGCAAGGCUGAAGAUUCUCCAGAUCAAGUGGACCCAAAGGCUGAUGAAGUCUCUUCUGGAAACACCCCACUCGAUGUAGAAGCCAUAGACAAAAUGAUCGAAGAUGACCCUUUGAGUGCCAUUGAAAAUAUCCUGACGGGGAAGGUUUCCAUUUUUUCCAAAACUCCACAAUCUGCUACUCUGUCAGAACCAUCAGAAGCUCAAAGCUCCCCUACAGAUAUUCUGUCAAAAGAGCUAAAAGACUUGAUGCAGACGUUCAGCUUAGGUGAUUUUGUUACAGACUAUGAACAAUUAUCAAAAGUCCUACUUAUUCUUGAAGAGUUGCAGAAGAAUGAGAAUUUACUUUCUCUUGCCCAGCAAACAUUCAUGAGGACAUUCAGACUCUUCUUCAACAGUGCUGUUGCUCACCACAAAGAAUCUUGUACAGUUGGAAUAAAGAAAGUCAAGUUGAACCGAGCUAAAGAAGAUAUACUUCACAAACUGCAAGAAACUAAACAUGCACAAGAGCAAAUCACAACGUCCAUUUCAAUUGCCAACAUCAGGGUCAAUGAAAUAUCUUCUUCUAUUGAACAACUUGAAGAACAAUUAUCUAAACUGAAGGAAGAGAGAGAGACCUUUCAGUUGGCUAUAAAUGAAGGCGAGAAACAAAGGGAGACAUUGAAGAAUGAUAGCAUCUUAUGGGCUCACCAUACUAAAGACCUGGUUUUUGAUCUUGCAGGCAUUGAGGCAAAAGAAAAAGCCCUUCGACAGCAACUUGAAGCAGACAAAGAUGCAUAUAACCAAUUUAAGGCAUCCUUUCCUUUUUAAUUUACAUCUGAACUAGUUGUAGUAAUAAUUAAUUACAAUGUUAUGUUUAAUUCUGUAUUAGACCUGGUUAAGUGCAGAACUGUAGAAUUAUAACUUGGUUACAAAAUCAGUGGACGAAAAUUUAACGAUUUCAAAAUGUAAUGUCAUGUUAAUAUUGUAUUA